AUGCAGAUCAACAGCAUGAAGUUCAACUUCAAAUGGUCAGAAAUGUCAUUGAAGCUAGCAUUAAAGGCAAACAUGAAAGGAUCUAAAAAGUUUGAGGAGGAGAAGAAAGUUUUGAUGGAAAAAGAAGAGCAUGAUGAAAGGCUUUAUAUUCCGGAGGUUGAACCAUCAGCUACACCUGUGGUUGGAAUGCAAUUUACCUCUAUCGAACAAGCAUACGUGUUUUACCAAACAUAUGCUAAGUUAGCUGGUUUUUCUACUCAGAAAGGUAGUGAAGUACACAGUGGUGGUAUAACCAAAACUAAGUAUUUUGUUUGUUCUAAAGAGGGACAUAAGCCAUUGUUUAUUGACGAUGCUUAUUCGAAGUCAAAAAAGCCAUUCAAAUCAAGGAACAGGGGGACCAUUAGAACUGGGUCCAAAGCUCAACUUAUGAUUUGCUCGGUAGAUGGUAGAUCAUAUACAGUCAAGAAAUUCGUUGAUGGCCAUAAUCAUAAGUUUGUAUGUCCACACGAUAUUCAUAUGCUGCCAGCGUACAGGCAAUUGUCAGAUGUCCAGGAGGAGAUGAUAUGGGAACUAGGCACUCUAAACCUUGGCCCUGUCAAAGCUUUUCAUAUAAUGAGGAAACGUUACGGUGGUUUCGAGAAUGUUGGCGCCACCGUCGAUGAUUGCAAAAACUUUAAGACUCGAAUUAACAACUAUAUAGGAGAAUAUGACGAUGACAUGGUGAUCAAUAGGUUGACUGAUAAAAAACAAUAUUUAGUUGAUUUUUCGUUUGAAUAUUCUGUUGAUGAGGACAAACGGUUAACUGGUUUGUUUUGGGACGAUGGGUUAUGCAAGCGUAACUUUAUGGAGUUCGGGGAUGUGAUAUCGUUCAAUGCAACUUUAAAGACAAACAAGUACAAGAUGGUGUUUGUUCCGUUCACUGGGAUUGACACCACUGUCGAAAUGUAA
This is a messenger RNA of Helianthus annuus (common sunflower), 948 nucleotides long. Its product is annotated as protein FAR1-RELATED SEQUENCE 5-like. The coding region runs from base 1 to 948 and encodes 315 amino acids. The record is from RefSeq and is a predicted model, not a curated record. Lineage: Eukaryota; Viridiplantae; Streptophyta; Magnoliopsida; Asterales; Asteraceae. The transcript has 4 exons.